This is a messenger RNA of Ostrea edulis (European flat oyster), 2075 nucleotides long. RefSeq lists its product as uncharacterized. The record is from RefSeq and is a predicted model, not a curated record. The coding region runs from base 421 to 1695 and encodes 424 amino acids. The transcript has 8 exons. Lineage: Eukaryota; Metazoa; Mollusca; Bivalvia; Ostreida; Ostreidae.
GGGUUUAAUUUCUAAAAGAGACAAACCCUGAACAAUUAAGACCUAUGCAACCUGUCCUUGGAUCGGGUGUACGUUUGGCCGUUCACGAUGUCUGACUUUGUAACCGUUUUCUGAAGCACAGCAGCAUUGGGAAUAUAGGAUGACAAUUCAACGUCCCAAUUCCUAAUGAUGAUUACCAAUACUGUUUCUCCGUUUUCAAAAAUUGAAACGAAACUUGAAGCAAGACGACACGCAGAAAUCCGCACACUUCGGUACAACUAGUACGGGGACCCAGCUGUUCCCCGAAUACUUUGCGAUUGAGGACACCGAUAGAGAAGCAGCUGUGCUGACCGAAAAGGACUCGGAUUCCAAGGCGGAUUGUUUUGAUUUGAAGCUGAAAAUGAAAACAGUUGUGAUGUUAAUGUAGUGGACCCAGGGAAGAUGACGUCACUCACGUUGUCUGCGUGGACGUUUGUUCUACUGGAGUACUUUGUGUGUGACGGCGAACUGCUCCAGGAAUCUAACCACAGCCUCGCUAUGAUCAGACCACUCUGCUCGGACAGACAAUUCGAAUUCGAAAUAGAAGAAUGGCGGCUCCCCAACAUCCUGUGCGGCUGUUUCCAUGCCGAGAUCAGGUCGAAAAAAGAGGGAUUUCUUAUUCUGGUUCUGCUUAAUCAAGCUUUCUGGAGAAGUGUGGGACUUCUGCACGCCCAUGACGUCAGAUUUAACGUUUAUCUCCAGCUGAACGACACUCUGAUUUCACAGGGGGAAAUACUCUGCAAGAAAAAUGAAACGGAGUGCCAUAAACAAUUUAACAGCAAAGAAAAUGACGUCACGGUCCAAGACAUUCAGGUGUACUUAUCAUGCGAUUCCGAGUUCCCCUUUGCCGCUUCCUCCCCGUGCAUGGACUGCAGUUAUAUACGACUGUAUUAUAAGCCGCCUAUAAUGAAGUUACCUUCCUCCACGCCUCGAAAUGACGUAGCAAUAACCACUACUGACGAUUCGCCACUCUCUCAAGAUGUGCUCUAUGUCAUCAUCACCUUGGUGAUCGUGUUUGUCUGCGUAGUCGUCACGAUUAUUGCGUUCUUCGUUCACCACAGACGCAGAACGACAAUCACGAGAAGAUCAAUGGAAUCCAACAGCACUGAACCACUUGUGUAUGACACACAAAUCUCCCUGUCAAACUCUACAAAGGAAAUAUUGGUCAUAGACAUUGCCCCAGACGAAGAGUGUUCGAAGCAAUUUCGCAAUAUUCUAAAAAAUGUUCCUAGAUUUAAUAUUGUGUGUUACAUUGAUCAUCUGAUAACAGUUCAUAAAAAUAUGUACGAUUGGGCGCACAAGAAGCUCAGAACAUGCGAUGUUAUAGUGGUGGUGUUGACGAAUGAGAUGACGAGUUUGUUCGAAUCAAAUUCACACGAAGUACUGCAGGCGUCACCGUAUGCAGCCAUUGUGAAGUACUUACUGUCGCAAAUGAACCGAGAUAUGUACACAGACAAUGACACAGCGCCCAGGUACAUCAGUGUUCAGUUUCAAGCCGGUGUCGAACUCCCAUCGAGUUUCACAGACCAUCUUGCCAAUAUUUCAUUCAGAAAGAUUUACACGUUACGAAAUCUAUCUUGUCUUCAAGAGGACAACAAUGCCCACUCGCAGUUGAACCGACUUCUGCUGACAAUGGGAGCUGACAAUGAAGAAAUCAAACACUGCAUGCCAGUAUAAAAUUCGGGAUGUUCUGCUUCUUUCUUUUCCAUCGUCUGCUGCUGAAGCCGUAGGUCUCUGAUAAAUCAACACGUUUUGAGACAGAGAAUAAAUACUUGUUACCUAUUGCAACAGUGCCUGGAGAUACUGCAAAACUACGCAAUUUGAAACUGUUUUGAAGAUUUUACGUGAAAAUGCAGAACAAAUGGAAGCGCGGACGAUGCCAAUGAGAUGCGCGCACAGACACGUGUAGACUUGGAUGAAUUUCUUGCCCUAAUUCCAGUAGUGCGCUGUGCAUUUAGAUAAGUGCAUGUAUAGAUAGAAGGUACCAGCCAGCUCUAUACGGUAUUACAGGAAAUUUGAAUCUGUUAAAAAUGAUUUUGAAUAAAAUGGAAAAAGUU